Messenger RNA from Acanthochromis polyacanthus (spiny chromis), 2351 nucleotides. It is a transcript of the gene utp6, whose product is annotated as UTP6 small subunit processome component. Gene Ontology annotation, cellular component: Pwp2p-containing subcomplex of 90S preribosome; small-subunit processome. The record is from RefSeq and is a predicted model, not a curated record. Lineage: Eukaryota; Metazoa; Chordata; Actinopteri; Pomacentridae. Bases 174 to 1961 code for a protein of 595 amino acids. Gene Ontology annotation, molecular function: snoRNA binding; protein binding. The transcript is spliced from 19 exons. Gene Ontology annotation, biological process: maturation of SSU-rRNA from tricistronic rRNA transcript (SSU-rRNA, 5.8S rRNA, LSU-rRNA).
GUCGGACCUAUUUGCAGACGGAACCGGAAAGUCAACGAAUCACAACUUCCACCCAUGUGUAUGAGGGAGAGGUUGCGGCGUUACUUUAUUACAUUGUAACAUUGUUUUAAUUAUUAGGUUUACUUUUAUUAAACAACAGUCGGACCUAAACCUGUAACCGCCGCGUCGACAAAAUGGCGGAGAUCGUUCAGCAGCGGAUCGAGGACAGAAUCCCGGAGCUGGAGCAGCUGGAGAGAGUGGGACUGUUCACCAAGAAAGAAGUCAAAUCAAUAAUCAAAAGAGUAACAGCCCUGGAAUACAAGCUCACGAGGCUGAUUGUGAACAAGGAGGACUUCAUCGCAUACAUUCAGUACGAAAUCAACCUCUUAGAGCUGAUCAAGAAGAGAAGAGCACACAUACACUACCAGUUCAAAAGAGAGGAGAUUGAGUACCCCAUCAUCCACAGAAUAAAUAGUACCUUCAGAAGAGCAACAAAUAAGUGGAAGGAUGAUGUGCAGCUGUGGCUCUCACAUGUUGCUUUCUGUAAAAAAUGGGCCACCAAAGGCCAGAUCAGCAAGGUGUUCUCAUCCAUGCUUGCGAUCCAUCCUGACAAGCCAGCCUUGUGGAUCAUGGCUGCCAAGAGUGAGCUGGAGGAUAGAAAUUCUUCAGAAAGUGCCAGACACCUGUUUCUGAGGUCGCUGCGUUUCCACCCAAAAAACCACAAAGUCUAUCAGGAGUACUUCCGUAUGGAGCUCCUGCAUAGCGAGAAACUGAGGAAGCAGCAGAAAGACCUGGAGAAGGCUGAGAUGGACCUGGGUGAAUAUGAAUUUUCUCCAGAGAUCUUAAGUGGAAAGCUAGCCGAGGUUGUGUACAGAAACGCUACAGGACAAAUCAAAGAAGCAGAAUUUGUCAUCUCACUUCUGAACAUAGCAGCUAUCUUUGACUUCACCAAAGAGCUCCAGGACUCCAUCCUGCAAGACUUACAGACCAACUACACAGAGGACAGCGUUACGUGGGAUUUCAUGGCUAAGAGGGAGCUGGAGGCUCCGGGGGCUGGAGAGGAGCUGCAGACUGCCAAAGGUCGAGCCUCAGACAUCAACCGCAGAGAGGAGCGCUGCUGCCAGGUCUAUGAGGAGGGAGUCAAAAGCCUCAACUCUGAGUCCAUGUGGACUUGCUAUGUUGCUUUCUGCUUGGAAAGGCUGAAGAGGAAGACCAACGUCCAGGAGCUGAAGGAAAAAAGGCAGGAGAGGCUGCUGGGAGUCCUGCAGCGUGCUCACGACUCCUCACUGCUAAAGGAGAAUUACUACAAGAACUGGUUGCAGAUUUUGCUCUCCUCUGGAGAUACAGAAGGAGCAGCCAGCGUUGCCAUGACAGCCACACAGCGCUACAGCCAAUCGGUGUCAAUGUGGAGUCUGAGUCUGCAGACGCUAAUGCAGCUGGGAAGUGGAGACAUCGGCAAGCAUUUCCAGGAUGCUCUCACAAACGUUAAUCCCAAGGAGAGUCUACCGCUGUGGCAGCUGCAGUUCCAGUGGAGCGCUGACAACCAGAGUCCUGAGGAGACUGAAGCCGUCUUUAAGAGAGGUCUACUGUCUGCAGUAGCGGCUGUUGCCAUGGAGACGAAAGAGAGCUACCUCGAUUGGUCGUACUCCACUGGAGGCUACAAGAAAGCCAGGAAGACCUUUACAAGCUUACAAGAAAACCGUCCCUUGUCCAAGGCCUUUUUCACCAGAAUGAUUCAAAUUGAGAAGGAACAAGAGACUCCAAAAAUGCACAAUCUGAGAGACUACUAUGAGAGGGUGCUGCAGGAGUUCGGGACCACAGAUGACGAUCUGUGGCUGCAGUACAUUCAGGAGGAACUGGGGCCCCUCGGCCAGCCAGAGAACUGUGGCAAGAUCCACUGGAGGGCCAUGAAGUUUCUGGAGGGGGAGAGCGUGGAAAGAUUCACCUCCAAAUACACUCUGCUUCAGACUGGGCACCUAUGAGUGGCCCUUUAAGACAAUAGAUGUUUAAGAUGCAGAAGCAGCACAUGCUGGUCCAGUAGAAGGCUGGUUCUCUACCUGCUCAUUGCCUUUAAAUGGAACCGUUUUGCAGUAUCUGAAGUUUGCAGUUCAUUUGGAAGAAGCCUCCUCUUAAAGGCUUCCAGCCGUGUUAGAAAAAAUAUUUUCAGAUUUGAUUGCAGCUGCAAUUUACAGUUUGUAUUUACUUUCAUUUUUCAUGUGCUAAAGUCUGUACAGUUUGCUAUUCAGACGGAUGUUCAAAACAUUUGAUACAGUCAGGAGGUCCAGUUUAAUUGAAUUCCACUUAUUUGGUAUUUGGAGAAGAUAAACUUUGAUGCUGUUAUAAUGAAAAUAAAACAGUCUCAUCACUCUUGA